Molecule: messenger RNA, 1641 nt
Organism: Morus notabilis
Lineage: Eukaryota; Viridiplantae; Streptophyta; Magnoliopsida; Rosales; Moraceae
Product: putative esterase YitV
Exons: 13
Coding region: 18-1316 (432 amino acids)
Source: RefSeq, a predicted model, not a curated record
ACUAAUAGAGAAAGAAUAUGUUCUCUCUCUCUCUUCUCUGUCCAUCGCUCAAAACCACUUCCCUACCACUAAUCAUUCUCACCAAACACGACACUACUGCUAUCUCUGUUCUCGCAUAUGCGACCACGUGUUCCCCGCACGUGCGCCAUUGCUUUAUUUCUUACCCGCCAAAAGCGGUUGCUUAUAAAUGCCGGUCCAAAUCAUCCACGAGGAUCACCGCAACCUCCACAACCGAAUCGACAGAAAUGGCGGAAUCCGUUGACGCCAGGAAGCUUCGCGCCGAGUUCCUCAAAGUUCUGCGCAGUAGACGAUCCGGCGAAGUUCCGUUAUCUGUGGAGCCUGCAAAGCCUGUAGCGAACCCUUUGUAUCUGGAGGCUUCAACACCUCGCUUCAGUGAGGCAAUGGCAUCCUGUCCAAAAGCAGACAAUGAGAAAUUGGAGGACUUACUGCAAGAGGAAAAUUUAUACUUGAUUACCGAGGCAGGAGAGCAAGGAAGGUUACCAGUAUUGAUUAUAAGCAUGAAGGAAGAGAGUGACCAAAAAAGGCCUGCCGUUGUAUUUCUGCAUAGUACACACAAGUGCAAAGAAUGGUUAAGACCCUUGCUUGAGGCGUAUGCUUCAAGGGGCUACAUAGCCAUUGCCAUUGAUUCCCGCCACCAUGGUGAACGUGCCAGCAAUAUUACCACCUACCGAGAUGCUCUUGUAUCAUCAUGGAAGAAAGGUGAUACCAUGCCAUUCAUAUUCGACACGGUCUGGGACUUGAUAAAACUAGCAGAUUAUUUGACAGGAAGGAAGGAUAUAGACCCUACUAGAAUAGGAAUCACUGGUGAAUCGCUUGGAGGUAUGCAUGCGUGGUUUGCUGCCUUUUCUGAUACCCGCUAUUCUGUGGUUGCCCCCAUAAUUGGCGUUCAGGGUUUUGGAUGGGCUGUAGAGAAUGACAAGUGGCAGGCUCGAGUUGACAGCAUAAAGCCUGUUUUUGAGGAAGCACGAAAUGAUUUAGGCAAGAGCGUAAUUGAUAAAGAAGUGGUGAAGAAGGUUUGGGAUAGGAUUGCUCCUGGUCUAGCCUCUGAGUUUGAUUCUUCUUGCACAAUUCCAGUUAUUGCACCGCGUCCUUUGCUGAUAUUGAAUGGUGCGGAAGAUCCACGAUGCCCGGUACCUGGUCUAGAGGUUCCUAUUUCAAGAGCGCGCAAGACUUGGGAAGAUGCGCAAUGUCUUGAUCACUUUAAGGUUAUUGCGCAACCUGGAAUCGGUCACCAAAUGACCCCGGAGAUGGUGAAAGAAGCUAGCGACUGGUUUGAUAAGCAUCUCAUGCAAUGAUGCUAUUUAGUUUGAGUUCUCCAGUUGUGUGAUUGUUCCUCAACCUUUUUCCCAUUUUGUUUAUUCGUGUCCUUGAAUGCAAUAAUAAUCUCUGGUUUUGGCAGUUCAUGUAGUCUAAGUCUAAACGUCUAAUAAAGCAUAUUGUCGUUUUCAUGCUCGCUGAGACAAGACCUUUUACUCCGUGUAAGCUUGUAUAAAAUUUUGCUGACCAUUUCAAUCGAUCUGCAAAAAUAAUUUGGAACAUGGACAUUUUUUUUAUUUUUUUUUAUUUUUAAAAGAUUGAUAUGCAAUACUGAUUUCCAGUAUAAAUUAGUUGCAUAACACC